Molecule: messenger RNA, 1758 nt
Organism: Aureobasidium melanogenum CBS 110374
Lineage: Eukaryota; Fungi; Ascomycota; Dothideomycetes; Dothideales; Saccotheciaceae
Exons: 2
Coding region: 1-1758 (585 amino acids)
Source: RefSeq, a predicted model, not a curated record
AUGGAUGACGACGAGCUAAACACCCUCCAUGAGGAUCGCGCGCGGACAUGGCUCGAUUACUACAAUCGAUCUUACGGCCCUGCUGGUGUUGAGAAGCUGGCAUCUCAAUACAGAGAUGGCCAGCAUUGCGAGUGUCUCGGCUUCAUUCAUGGAGGCUUCAACAUCUGCUUCUGUGUUCUUUUCGAUGAUGGUGCAAUGUGGGCGGUCCGAUUUCCUAUCGCUGGGUCGGUCAUGCAUCCAGAAGAAAAGGUCCGCCGGGAAGUUGCUGUCCUAAAGUUCGUCCAAGAGAAGACUCAAAUACCUGUACCAAAACUCAUCGCAUAUGGCUCUGCCUCGGACAACCACGAUCCAGAAAUCGGGCCCUAUCUGAUCUCAGAAUGGGUUCGUGGUAAGCCACUAGUAGAACUGUUGGAACAGCUACCGCGUCCUGAAUGGGGUCCAGUCUUACGAGACGACAUCGAUGAUGACAUUUUUUACAAGAUUUACUCUCAGAUGGCGGACAUUCUUCUGGAACUUGCUUCUCAUGACUUUGGUAAAAUCGGCGCUCUGAUUAUACCAGACGGGGACGGCGAAGCGACCUCAUGGCCAAUUUGCACAAGGCCGUUGACACGCAAGAUGAAUGAGAUUCAAAGAGCAGGAUACGUCGUUGUGGAUGAUUGUACCGCGCCACCUUUUGACAAUGUUACUGACUACAUGAAGCAUCUUUUGCAACAGAACAUGACGCAUUUGUACAAGCAGAGGAAUUCUGUCGAUGAUGAGGAGGAUGCACGGAGCAAAUUUAUCCUUCGCCGAAGGUUGCAAGCACUUGUACCUCACUUCACCUCCAAGUUCGACUCGGGACCAUUCACUCUCUUCUGUGACGAUGUGCAUCCUCGAAAUAUCUUAGUCGAUGAGAACACAUACAAGAUCACUGCCAUCAUCGAUUGGGAGUGGACAUAUGCUGCUCCCCAUGAUUUUUUGGUCACACCUCCUUCUUGGCUAGUAUUUGGAACCCCUACAUCAUGGAUCGAGUCCGACGAGGUCAAGUUCAAGAAGCAGUUUACAAUCUUUCUUCAAGCCCUAGAAGACGCAGAAUCGAGAAGAGAGAAAGACCUUGCCCUCGAACAACCAAAUGAGCAGCGUAUCUCGACUGCUAUGCGUCAGAGUUUCGAAGAUGGCACAUUCUGGUUCGUACAACUAUUGUUGCAAUCUUUCAACUUUGACGGAGAAGCGCUAUGGCCACACCUGGAACCCUUUCUCCGAGAAAGGGGGUUACUCGAAGUCGGGAUUCCAGACGAAAAGGAGGUCGAGGAAUUCGUGGCUAUGAAGAUGAGAGACCUUCAUGCGUACAAGGAAGAGCUGCAGAAAAAGUCUGGCGAGCAACACGCCGAAUCAGAAGUGGAUCCAAGUCCUCUAGCAAGCGAUCACACAAAUGGUCCUACAAAUGAUGAUGCAGCAGCCACUGCAAAGCCUCUGGACGAACUCCAUGAGCAAUCACAGACACACUUGGGUGAUCUAGAACCAACUACAGACCCUACCAAGCUUUCAAGCAACCAAACAACUAGAUCAGCAGGCCAUCGUACAGAUGAUCAUUUGGUAUCUUUGAACGCGCAAGGAAAAACAGAUACAGACAUAAGCGACCUACCAAGCACCCGAACAAGUGAACGCCAGAGGAUGGAGUCAGAAGACCCUCAGGACCAGGACACCAUGCCAGCAUCGGAGACGGAGAAGCAACGCACAUGGUUAGAGAUGAUGAUUCCCUCAUGCAUCUUCAAUUGA